AUGGCAGACUAUGCUGACUCCCCUCAGAGUAACCCUGCCGGCACUGCAACAACAACCCCCCUUACGUCGUCAGAGCUGGAAAGGCUGGUGUCAGAAAAGCUGGCGCCUUACCAGGCGUCUUUGCAAAAGGUUGAGCAGCUGGCUGCAGCAAUGGACGUCACCAAUGCAGACAUUCUGGACCUGCCUGCUGCUCCUGCGGACAAGGAGCUUCUGCUUGUCAAGAUGCACCGCGAGCAGUACCAGUCCAUUUGCAACACUCUUGACAGCAUGGAGAAGAUGCGCGAGGCAACAGAGAGGAUGGAGGAGCGUGUUGGGUUGCUUGAAGACAGCCUGGCCAAGACAAAUGUGAGUUGUGGAAGCGAGGCGCAAUGCGUGACGCAAGGCGCGCAUUGACAAGGCAAGUUCUUACUCUCCACCACAGUCCAAACGCAAGGCGGAUGGGGAUGAACCAGAGGGCAAGAGGGCUCGCGCCACAGACUCUUGGAGUGGACCGAAGAUGAAGUUGGCUGGAUGCCCGUGCCCAACCCCUAGGCGCAGCAGCAGCUGA
Ceraceosorus bombacis is the source of this 547-nucleotide messenger RNA. Lineage: Eukaryota; Fungi; Basidiomycota; Exobasidiomycetes; Ceraceosorales; Ceraceosoraceae. The record is from the annotation of a GenBank genome assembly.